AUGGAGUACUGUCCUAGGCUACUGGUUCCAGUGGCUUUGAUUGACAGAUUGGGAAGAUUUGUCAUCCACUUGUUGGCCGCCUUCUUCAUGAAUUUUAUAUUUGCUUCAGCCAUCCCUUACUACCACUGGACUCACAAGGAAACCCAAAUUGGAUUCGUGAUGAUGCACUCAACAACCUUCUGCUUAGCAAAUUUUGGACCCAGUGCCACCACAUUUGUUGUGACAGCCGCCAUUUUCCCUGCAAGGUUGAGGUCUGCAUGCCACCGUAUAUCAGCAGCAUCAGGGAAGCUUGGGGAUAUAGCUGGUGCAUUUGGUUUCUUAUAUUUGGCUCAGAAUCCGGACGAAGCCAAGGCAUGUGCUGGAUACCCUGCUGGUAUUGGGUGCGCAAUUCGCUUAUUGUACUAGGUUUUAUUAACCUCUUAGGUCUGCUGUUUACUUCCUUGGUGCCAGAAUUGAAGGGGAAAUCUCUAGAGAUAAUGUCCCGUGAGAAUUGAGGAGCAGGAGCAGUAAACGUGGUCUGGAAAA
This is a messenger RNA of Populus nigra (black poplar), 525 nucleotides long. Its product is annotated as inorganic phosphate transporter 1-4. Gene Ontology annotation, molecular function: transmembrane transporter activity. Gene Ontology annotation, biological process: transmembrane transport. Lineage: Eukaryota; Viridiplantae; Streptophyta; Magnoliopsida; Malpighiales; Salicaceae. Gene Ontology annotation, cellular component: membrane. The record is from RefSeq and is a predicted model, not a curated record.